Molecule: messenger RNA, 4691 nt
Organism: Cephus cinctus (wheat stem sawfly)
Lineage: Eukaryota; Metazoa; Arthropoda; Insecta; Hymenoptera; Cephidae
Product: WD repeat-containing protein 47
Exons: 10
Coding region: 380-3343 (987 amino acids)
Molecular function (GO): protein binding
Source: RefSeq, a predicted model, not a curated record
UCAUUGAAUUUUCAUCUUUCUUGGAGACGAUUCAUCUGUUUCCCUGGAAGCUUGCAAAGCUACUUUCGUGCGUUCUGUCGAAUGGGCAUGUGUUUAGUGAAAUUGUCAUUGUCAAUCUUCGUUCUUCAGUGCAAUGUAUUAUUUCGAUCAGUUGGUUUAACGAGAUUCUAAAAAAAAUUCGUCAAAUUGAUGAAAGUCAGUCGAGCCAGGACGGAAGAGAAUACACGUUUGAAAGAUUUGCUGAUUCGUUAUGCUAUGCUAGAAGCCGUACCAAUCGUGCGUAAUUGGGCUUGCAACAGUGCAGUGCGCUACGAUGUGUCGCUUUGGAACUUGAGAACGAGUCCCGUGACGGUAUUUGAUAUGGAACACGGUACUUACGAUGGUGGUCGUCACGUCAUCGCUCCUCCCUGUCAUUGAAGACUAUUCGAAGGAUACACUAGGAAGAUUGCGUAUUCGGUACGUGAUGCCGGCGGCGCACCUGACGUUGCGCGAGGAAGACGUGGUUCGGCUGACACUCGAAUUCCUUCACAGUCGGGAUCUACACAUCUCCCAAUUGUCCUUGGAGCGGGAAACAGGAGUGAUAAAUGGACAAUACAGCGACGACGUCCUCUUCCUGCGUCAGCUCAUCCUCGACGGGCAGUGGGACGAUGUUCUCGAGUUCAUUCAGCCACUGGAGGCCUUGCCGGACUUUGACAUGCGAAAGUUUACCUACUCGAUACUCAGACACAAAUACGUCGAAUUGCUCUGUAUAAAGUCUGAGGCGAAUGUGAUAGCUGGAGUCCACGGUAGCGUGGACAAUGCCGUUGAGGAGGUCGUUAAAGUUCUCAGCGACCUCGAGAAGGUUGCACCCUCGAAAGAGGAAUACAGCAGCCUCUGCCUUCUGUUGACGCUGCCCCGGUUAACGGAUCACCUUCAGUACAAAGAUUGGAAUCCGAGCAACGCGAGAGUCCAGUGUUUCCGAGAAGUUCAUCCUCUGGUGGAGAAGUUCUUGCCGGGUGAUCGAAAAACCUCGGACCUCUCGAAUCCUGUUACUUCCGCCAAGAACGAUCGACUGAUCCAGCUGAUCAUCAAAGGCAUUCUCUAUGAGUCCUGCGUCAACUACUGCCAGGCUAAAGCGACUGGCUCGAAAGAGAGUGAGCAGGUGGAGAUGAGCUUUUCGAGACUCCUCGAUGGCUCCGUUGGGUUUAGCGAUUCCGAUCUUAGCCUCCUUUCCUGGCUGCAGAGCAUCCCUCCUGACACAUUCGCCGUCCCCUUCGCUCAGAGGACGCUUAACGUCGACGUCGAACGCCUCGAGCGUCCCUCCCUCGAGACCUCAUGGACAGAGCAUAUGCUCAUUACACCGAUAAAGCCAAAAACCUUUCCUCACAGUGCGAUGCCAUUCACAAGGCCCAGGUCCGCUGCCGACAUGAUGUCGAGAAGUCUGGUGCCUGCUUUGGAGGCAGGUCUCGGUCCCAGAAGUCCCGGACUUAAGAAUACCCCCAUCCCAUCAGCCGCGUUAAUGGCGCUCUCGACCGGCGACAUCAAUCCCAUGUCCAGAUCUUCCUUCGCCAGUUUUCAUUUGACUGGCUUCAAGAACAACAAGAUCAUGAAUACGAGUGUCGAUAGACUUUUCGAAAAUGAGGGCGAUGUCUUUCUCAGCUCAAGUUACGCCGAGUUUCAGCAGUUACCGUCGAUACAAGAAGCUACGAAUGCCGCGCAGCCAAAAGCCCCACCUAGGACACGAGGACACUCAAGAAGUCCCGAAGGUGUUAAAGCGGAUCCUUCUACGGCGUCCACACCGGAACGUCGAGUCCCAGGUAGAGAAUCUCCAGCCCCAUCAACUGCUCGAAGUUCCAGAAGGGAUUCCUUGGCGGAAAAGCCUAGUGGUAUCGUCGCUAAAAUUCCAGAGCCUAGCUCGGUUGCUGCUCGAGGAACUAUACCAGGAGAUCGUUUGGAACAGAGCUAUAAUGGCGAUCUAUUCAAGGAGUACCAGAAACAGAAGCAGAGACUACAGGAGACUAUACAGCAAAAGGAGAGGGAACGGGAUGAACUCGUCAGGCAAUUGUCGGCUCCACUUCCUGCACAAUUGCCUGACAAUAGACUUCAGCUUGAUCAGACGGGAAUUAAACAGCCGCCUUUGGGGAGCAAGGGACCAUCGCCUGUUCAUUCGAGCAGCCCAGUUCAUUCAGGAAUUCAGUCGCCGAAAACCACAUUGAACGGAUCGGAUCCCAUCGUACGACAAAACUCAACACCUGCGAAUCUCUACGACGACUCCAGGAGACUUCAAGACGGGCACUACGACGUCAUUAAAUCCAUGAAGCAGGAGCCAAGAUCGGAACUAGACGCGAGUAACGGAAGUAGCAACGGCGGUCGACCCAGAUUCGUUCCGGUUACUGCGCUCGAGGAUGUUCAGGCUGUUCGUUGCGCCGAAUUUCAUCCCCAUGGAAAGUUUUACGCAGUCGGAUCAAAUUCAAAGACGCUGCGAAUAUGCGCCUACCCGAAACUCAGUGACGUUCGGGAGGAUCACCAGACCUACCAACCCACGGUUCUCUUCAAGAGAACAAAACACCACAAGGGUUCGAUUUACUGUCUAGCCUGGACUCCGGAUGGACAACUCAUGGCCACCGGAAGCAACGACAAGACAGUCAAACUGAUGCGAUUCAACGCAUGCACUUCGAACCUUGAAGGCGAUGAUGUGGAUCUGACCAUGCACGAUGGAACUGUGCGCGACCUCUGCUUCCUCGAGGACACCUCGAAUAAGUCGAGCCUCCUGAUCAGCGGAGGUGCCGGCGAUUGCAAGAUCUACGUGACGGACUGCAGGACGUCUACGCCUUUCCAAGCCCUCAGUGGACACAGCGGACACGUUCUCACGCUCUACAAUUGGGGCGGUGCGAUGUUCGUCAGCGGCUCUCAGGAUAAGACCGUCAGAUUUUGGGAUCUCAGGACGAGGGGUUGCGUUAACAUGGUCACACCAGCAACGGUACCUGGCAGCAAGGUCGGGAGCCCUGUAGCAGCCCUUUGCGUGGAUCCUUCCGGAAGGCUCCUGGUCUCGGGUCACGAGGACAGCAGCUGCGUUCUCUUCGACAUUCGCGGUGGUAGGACCGUCCAAUGCUUCAAGCCUCACGCCGCUGACAUCAGAAGUAUUCGCUUUUCUCCAUCCGCUUACUAUCUACUCACCGCCGGCUACGACAACAAACUCGUACUCACGGAUUUGCAAGGUGACUUGACGAUGCCUCUACCAAGCGUCGUUGUUGCUCAGCACCAGGACAAAGUAAUUUCCGGCCGUUGGCAUCCAACAGAGUUCUCAUUCCUGAGCACGUCGGCCGACAAGACGGCGACUCUCUGGGCCUUACCGCCGGUUUAACCAAAGUUUGCGGAAUAUUCGUUCAUCACAAAGUUGUCUUGGCCAAUUGAAAGUGGCUGAGGUUCAGAUCCAGUCCUUUUUUUUUUUAUUGGAAGAACAAUUUUUGUUUAACAUAGACUUGCAUACGUAACCAUGACCAAUUAAACCUUUUAAGUUUUGCCAACGUUCUAACGUAGACUUACGCUGCGCAGUCCGACACACCCGAUGAAACUGAAAGAAUCGUUGCGUUAUUCCAACGAGAAAUAUAAGACUGCCGGUUGAAAAUUUUGCUUAAAAUACUUAACGGCGAUAAAAAUAAUGAUAAUGACUAGAGAAAGGUAAAAUAAGUGUAGGAGGAGGUCCGGGGGGUGGAGGGUGGUCAUAGCUUUUAUGGAGAUUAGCAAGAUGGCUCAUUUCCGUAAACUUGCCGCGAAGACCUCGAAGAACACUCAAAAUUUAACGUACAUAAAAUAUAUUGAUACAAGACGUGAACGGCCAGAUAUUAUCAUUGUUACGUCAAUGCAGUCCUGCAUGAGAUAUGAUAAACUUGAGUUAUUUCUCCCUUUUGUAUGUGUGUCAGUGUAACUCCUGAAUACUGUAUUGUAAAUACGUUAUAUUAGAAUUAAUAUCACUUUUACGAAAAGAAGAGUUAUUCGUGUACAGUCGAUACAAAGGCACAAAUCCCUAACUUUCCAUACUCUCUUGUGUCUUUGUGGCACGUCACUUUUGGUACUGCGUUACGUAACGGUACCGCUACGUUACGUUGCAUCGAAAUUUCUGUAUUGCGUUGAAUUGGCAAGAAUACAUAAGUGGAUGCGUAAGACGACUGCGGGAACGAAUUAUACUUUUUAAGGAUAAUACCAUGAGAAGUAACGUUGCUAAUUAGACGUAAGUGAAAUCGAUGCUUGAACCUUUUCUCGUACACACCCGGUAUAAUUGUGCGCGAUCCACCAUGUCACGGCGAGAAAUCGUUUGUGUGGAUAUUAAGUCUCAAGGAGCCAAUGAUAUUUGAAAUCUGAAGAUCUGCUUGUAUUAAGAAUUUUGUCGUGCCUUCCGUCGGUAGUUGCUCUUUAUGAUUUACGUUUAUUUUUUUAUUUCUACGCUCGGCCGCAUUUACCUCCCUCGAGUCUCCUUUUUUUGCGACCAACUCAUGUGCGGUAGAGAAUAAAUAUAAAAAAGAAAAGUAUAAAAAGUUUUGCUUCUAUCACUUACUACUUUCUUACGUAUGUCUAUUACGAGAGAGAAAAAAAAUUUAUAUGAUAUUAUUAUUGUUAUUGCCGCAUUAAAACUUAGAUCUUUGUACUUUCCCUGUAGAUACAUAUAACACUGCUAGUUUUAAUUUAAACAAUAAAUAUGUCAUUUAAAGAAA